Messenger RNA from Oncorhynchus masou masou (cherry salmon), 3583 nucleotides. Its product is annotated as annexin A11-like. Gene Ontology annotation, molecular function: calcium ion binding; calcium-dependent phospholipid binding. Gene Ontology annotation, biological process: negative regulation of coagulation; phagocytosis; cytokinetic process. The record is from RefSeq and is a predicted model, not a curated record. Gene Ontology annotation, cellular component: cytoplasm. The coding region runs from base 403 to 2088 and encodes 561 amino acids. The transcript is spliced from 15 exons. Lineage: Eukaryota; Metazoa; Chordata; Actinopteri; Salmoniformes; Salmonidae.
GUAACCUAGCCUUGUAGAUCAAACAUUUCCAAUAGCGAUCGUGCGCGACUAAGUUUCUUGUAGAUGUGUUAUUGACACGUCGCUUUCCUCAGAAAUAUUUAAUUUACUAGCGAGCCUUCUUCCUCGAAGGAUAUGAUACGCAAUAACAAAAUGUCUCACAGGGAACAUGAUAAACGUAGGCUAAGCUUCUAGGCCUAUCGUUAUAGACCUAUUUGAAACUAUGUUUGCGUAAUUUGCCUGACAACGCGAAAGGCGGUCUUCCAGAGCUUCGGUAAAUUGGCUUGUCUUCUUCUGAUUAGUAGGCCUAGUGCAGAAAACCUUUACAACGCAAAAUUACAACGAGGAAAUACAGAAUUUAACGUUUAGCUGGCGCCUGAAAGUCGAACAAAAAGACCAUAAACCAUGAGCUAUCCAGGAUACCCUCCUCAAGCCGGUGGCUACCCACCCCAAGCCGGAGGCUACCCACCCCAAGCUGGAGGCUACCCACCCCAAGCUGGAGGCUACCCACCCCAAGCCGGAGGCUACCCACCCCAAGCCGGAGGCUACCCACCCCAGGCUGGAGGAUACCCACCUCAGGCAGGCGGCUAUCCCCCUCAAGCAGGGGGUUACCCCUCUCAGGCUGGAGGUUACCCCCCUCAGGCUGGUGGCUAUCCUCCACAGCCUGGAGCUGGAGGGUACCCAGCCAUGCCCCCAGCAGGUAGUUGGGGAGGUGGUGCUGGUUUCCCCACCAUAGGUGUUGAUAAUCUGUCCAACCCUGGAUUCAACGCAGGCAAUCUUCCAGGCAUGGCCAACCAGAUCUCCUCAUCCAUGGGGGGCUUUAACCCCAACCCUGCCAUGUUCACCUCUGGUGGGUACCCCCAACAUUCCCCCCAGCCCCCUAACCAACAGCCCCAUGGCCUGUACCCACAGCCAGGUGGGCAGAUGCCCCAGACUCAAGGCCCAGGCAUGGGCUACCCAGGCCAGCCCAUGCCUGGCUACCCACAGGCACCCUCACCCAACCCCUCCAUGCCUGGUUACGGAGGAGGACCAGCGCCUAACCAGCCCAUGCCAGGGUACCCUCGUGCCCCGUCGCCCAACCCGUCCAUGCCAGGAUACGGAGGUGGAGCCAUGCCCGUCGCUCCUGCCAUCAACAGAGGAUUCAGGGGAAGCAUCAAGGAUUAUCCAGGAGCAGACCCCCUGAGAGAUGUGGAGGUUCUGAGGAAAGCCAUGAAGGGCUUUGGUACUGAUGAACAGGCCAUCAUAGACCUGCUAGGAAGUCGCUCCAACAGACAGCGUGUCCCCAUGCUCAUGGCCUUCAAAACCUCCUACGGAAAGGAUCUGGUUAAGGAUCUUAAGUCCGAGCUGUCAGGGAACUUUGAGAAGCUGGUGCUGGCCAUGUUGAAGACUCCAUCCCAGCUUGAUGCCUACGAACUGAAGGAAGCCAUUAAGGGCGCAGGGACAGACGAGGCCUGUCUGAUAGAGAUCCUGUCCUCUCGCUCCAAUGCAGAGAUCAAAGAGCUCAACCAGGUCUACAAGACAGAGUAUAAGAAGUCUCUGGAAGAUGCCAUCAGUGGGGACACCUCAGGACAUUUCCGUAGACUCCUCAUCUCUCUGGCCCAGGGUAAUCGAGAUGAAAGAGAGACAGUGGACAUCUCUGUAGCUAAACAAGAUGCUCAGGCUCUGUAUGCUGCUGGGGAGAACAAGGUGGGAACUGAUGAGUCCAAGUUCAACGCCAUCCUGUGUUCUAGGAGCAAACCCCACCUCAGAGCAGUGUUCCAUGAGUAUCAGCAGAUGUGUGGCAGAGACCUAGAGAAGAGCAUUGACAGAGAAAUGUCUGGAGACCUGGAGAGUGGAAUGGUGGCCGUGGUCAAGUGUAUUAAGAACACACCUGCCUACUUUGCAGAGAGACUCUACAAGUCCAUGAAGGGGGCCGGGACCAAAGACAAAACCCUGAUUCGGAUCAUGGUGACGCGUUCUGAGGUGGACAUGCUGGAUAUCCGUCAGGAAUACGUCAAGAACUACGGCAAGUCGCUCUACACAGACAUCUCUGGAGACACCUCAGGGGACUAUAAGAAACUGCUGUUAAAGCUGUGUGGAGGGAGCGACUAGAGGGACCAUGUCAGCUCUCUACGGGAUCUCCUCCACACUAUAUACAUUUACUGACUGGCCUAUAAUAUAAUCAUUAUCAUAAUAUGCGCCAUUCUGCCAAUCUGUCUGACUGUCUUCCUCUGCACCACAAUCAGCAGUUCUGCAUGCCAUGCCAUCUAUUUUUUCAAUGCAACUGUUGUCAUAUGUUAUGAUAUGAGAACAUCAUGUCCUAAAGCUGUUCCUUUUCUAUAUUUUUAUGAGCAACAAAGUAUAUAUUUUUCAAUAAGUUUUCGUUUGAUUGGUAUUAUAUCUUAGUCUAUCUGAAAAUGCCCUUAAAGGUACAAUGUGCAACAUUGAUUAGAUUUGGAAUUUAAAUCAAUAUAUAUAUAUUUUUUAAAGAUAUAUUUUAUUUUAACCAGCCUGUGCCAAUAAUAUGCGUAUCUAAUUGUACAAGUUAAUUCAGUACUAGUUGAUUUAGCUGAGCAGUGUUGAAUACGUUACUCUGAUAAGAAUAAUUAGCAGCUAAAAUACCAAAGUGGUCAGUUUAUAUUUAAGCAGUUAAUGCCCGAGUGGGUGUGAUAUAUGGCCAAUAUACCACGGCUAAGGGAUGUUCUUAAGCAGUACCUGGAUACAGCCCAUGAUAUAUGGCCAAUAUACCACGGCUAAGGGAUGUUCUUAAGCAGUACCUGGAUACAGCCCAUGAUAUAUGGCCAAUAUACCACGGCUAAGGGAUGUUCUUAAGCAGUACCUGGAUACAGCCCAUGAUAUAUGGCCAAUAUACCACGGCUAAGGGAUGUUCUUAAGCAUUACCUGGAUACAGCCCAUGAUAUAUGGCCAAUAUACCACGGCUAAGGGAUGUUCUUAAGCAGUACCUGGAUACAGCCCAUGAUAUAUGGCCAAUAUACCACGGCUAAGGGAUGUUCUUAAGCAGUACCUGGAUACAGCCCAUGAUAUAUGGCCAAUAUACCACGGCUAAGGGAUGUUCUUAAGCAGUACCUGGAUACAGCCCAUGAUAUAUGGCCAAUAUACCACGGCUAAGGGAUGUUCUUAAGCAGUACCUGGAUACAGCCCAUGAUAUAUUGGCCAUAUACCACAAACCCUUGAGGAGCCUUAUUGCUAUUAUAAACUUGUUACCAAUGUAAUUAGAGCAGUGAAAAUAAAUGUUUUGUCAUACACGUGGUAUAUGGUCUGAUAUACCACGUCUGUCAGCCAAUCUGCUGACAGGGCUUGAACCGCCCAGUUUAUAAUUGUGUUUAUAUGGUGCGUGUACACUAUCACUGUUGUUUACUUUCCUUUACACUCACUCAUGUGUUUUCUGCUGUUUGCUACAAGCGUAAGUUUCAAGUUUUAAAUGGUGCACAAGUACAGUGAAAUGUAUUUUUCUUUGAGCAUAUCUGUCAAUAUAACUCCAAACGUAAACCUCAUUGCAUCACAAUUCAGUAACGGUGCUCUGAUGAUGACUACAUCUGAAAAUAAAUGUUGAGAAACAUGCCUGCUGUUUCUCCUAGUAAUUCCA